AUGAAGCGGAACUUAAUCCUAGUCUCAAUCCUUGUGUUCAAACUGAAUUUAGCAUUGGCACUUUCUAACGAAACAAACAUUUCAAAAAGAGCCUUGCAAAAAUCUCACGAAAAACCUCAAUGGCUGAAAUGGGCAGAGACUUUCAUGGGUAAAGCAACAGUGGAUCAAGAAGCUUACUUAGUGAAACUAUUAAAAAAAAUCACACAAGAGUACUUAAGUGAUUGUACACCUGUGAUACUAUACGAUGCUUACGCAGAACAUUAUAAUAACCUACUAUUGGAGAAGUUGUUGAGGAACUAUCCGAAAAGUUACAUGCACGGGAGGAUAACAGAUGACUAUAGCAUUACUAUCCAAAGGGCUGUAUAUGAAGACAGACCUACUUGCUUGAGCUAUAUCUUGUUUAUGAAAGACAUCAUGAAAUGCAAAAAGGUGAUUGGAGAACAACCAUACUCGAAAGUGAUUGUUGUUGCUAGAUCAUCGCAGUGGAGAGUCUCUGACUUUUUAUCACAGCCAGAGUCUCAUAGUUUUGAGGCGCCUUAUAUUUUGUAUACACACAAUAUGUAUACGGACGCAUUGGGUUCAAGUAAGCCACUAGUGCUGACAAGUUUCCAAAAUGGACGAUACACCAGGGACGUGAACCUAUUUCCGAAAAAGAUGUAUAGUGGAUUUUCUGGACACAGAUUUAUAGUUGCUAUGGCCAACCAGCCACCUUUUGUCAUAAAUAAGUAUCGUGCUAUAAUGGGUCCUUUCCAAUGGACUGUAUGGUUAGCUGUAACAGCGGUAUACAUGCUAGGUAUAUUUCCUUUGGCAUUUUCUGAAAAACAUACACUGCAGCCUUUACUAAAAAACCCAGAAGAGAUAGAAAAUAUGUUUUGGUACGUAUUUGGUACAUUCACCAACUGCUUUACGUUCAUGGGAAGCAGAUCCUGGAGCAAGGCUGAGAAAACUACGACGAAGCUUUUGGUUGGUUUCUAUUGGUUGUUCACAAUCAUAAUUACUGCUUGUUAUAGUGGUUCGAUCAUAGCUUUCGUCACCUUGCCAAUUUUUCCAUCUGUUGUGGAUACUGUUGAACAACUGAUCGGUGGAGGAUAUCAAAUUGGAACAUUGGCAACCGGGGAAUGGCCUUUCUUAUUCAAAAACUCCUCAGACCCGAGGGUCGAGCAACUUAUCGACGACUUAGACCUCGUACCUGACAUACAGAGCAAGAGACAAAUUCCGCAUAUCGCCGAAGAGUGUUUUGUACCAUUCAAUGUGGCGAUAGCAUUUCCAAGAAAUUCAGUAUAUAGUGAGAUUUUCGACUAUGGCAUAAUGAGAAUCAUCGAAUCAGGACUUUUUAAAAAGUUGAAAGGUGAUGUUGAAUGGGAAAUGAUGAGAAGUGCAACGGGAAAAUUAUUGGCAGCGAACUCAAAAAAAGGUGGUCUGAAGAUCCUGAGCUAUGAAGAUAGGGCCUUGACGCUAGAUGACACCCAGGGCAUGUUUUUGUUGCUUGGUGCAGGCUUCUUGAUGGGAGCUGCAUCGCUAAUAUCAGAAAUCGUGGGGGGUUGCUUCAACUAUUGCAAGACCAGAUUCAGGAAACGUAAAAAUAGUGAUGCCUCGAUUGCAAGUAAUCCCAGGUUUCAUGAGAGACAAAUACUGCCUCGACAAAGAACUGCAUCUGGUUUCUCCGUAGAUAAUCCAGAAAGGUCAGCGGCAUAG
Molecule: messenger RNA, 1695 nt
Organism: Acanthoscelides obtectus
Lineage: Eukaryota; Metazoa; Arthropoda; Insecta; Coleoptera; Chrysomelidae
Source: the annotation of a GenBank genome assembly